Prorocentrum cordatum is the source of this 648-nucleotide messenger RNA. NCBI's taxonomy places the organism in Eukaryota, Dinophyceae, Prorocentrales, Prorocentraceae. The record is from the annotation of a GenBank genome assembly.
AUGGAUGAGGAGAGCCAGUCGCUGUUCCCGGAGCCGGUGGUGCUGUCGUGGACGAGGCAGACCCUGGAGGGGCUGAAGCUGCUCCACGGCCAGGGCGUGGUCCACCGCGACCUCAAGAGCUCCAACAUCUUCCUCUGCCAAGGCCGGCGGCGCAUCCUCAUCGGCGACUUCGGCAUCUCCAAGGUGCUGGAGAGCACGGCCUACGCUUCGAGCUGCGUGGGCACUCCAGCGUACAUGUCCCCCGAGUUGAUGAGGAACGAGCGGUACGACUAUCACGUCGACAUGUGGGCAAUGGGCUGCGUCGUGUUCGAGCUCAGCACCCUGACGCUGCCCUUCAAGGCCUCCUCGCUCCUGGAGCUGGCCUGCCAGGUGAUCGAGAGGCCCCCGGAGUGGCAGCUGUGGCAGCACCACUCGGAGGAGCUCCGCUCGGUCGCCGAGCGGCUGCUCGACAAGGACCCCCUCGCCAGGCCCACGGCGCCCCAGGUGCUGUUGGAGCCGCUGUUCGCGCCGGGCGGGCGGGGCGCCCAGGAGCCCCCCGAGGCGGCCUGGGCCUGCGUGGAGCCCCGCGGGCCAGACAAGCACCGGAGCCCAGACAAGAGGCUGGUGCUCACGCAGCAGAGCGACCUGUCGACGACCCCGGGGACCAGC